GCCAGCGCGCGACACACGACGCUCCACGCCCAUGUCGCCGCCCUCGACCGCCCACGCGCGCUAUGGAUGAGGCUGCGUCCCGUCCCGCUGCCGGCGGCCCUGCCUCUGCCAGCACAUCGACGACAGCGCAGCCCACUGCACGCCCCGGCGCGCCCCAGACCGCGCCGAGAGUGCAGCAGCCCAAGCCGCAAGCACUGCCCUCGCGCUCGGGGCCCAGCACCAUCCUCGUGUCGCCGCGCCAGAAGGGCAACCCCAUCCUGGCCAGCGUCAAAACAGUGGCAUGGGAAUACUCGGACAUUCCCGCAGAUUAUGUGCUGGGUGCGACAACAUGCGCCCUCUUCCUGUCGCUCAAAUACCACCGUCUGCACCCCGAGUACAUCUACAACCGGAUACGCGACCUCAAGGGCCAGUACCAGCUGCGCAUCCUGCUGACCAUGGUGGACAUCGAGAACCACGAGGAUUCACUACGAGAGCUGUCCAAGACAUCGCUGGUCAACAACGUCACCGUCAUGCUGGCUUGGAGCGCGCAGGAAGCUGGCCGCUAUCUGGAGCUGUUCAAGACUUUUGAGCACGCUGCGCCUACUAGCAUCAAGGCCCAGCAGUCGUCUAGCUAUUCGGACAAGCUGGUUGAAUUCAUCACGGUGCCGCGCAGCAUCAACAAGACCGACGCAUUAGGCUUGGUGUCCAACUUUGGCAGUGUACGCACGGCCAUCAACGCAUCGCCAGAAGAGGUGGGGCUAAUUGCUGGCUGGGGCGAGAAGAAGGUUCAGCGCUGGUGCAAUUCCGUCAGGGAGCCCUUCAGGAUAAAGAAGGCCGCGAAACGAGGCGUGACUCGAGAGAAUACUCUGGGCACACCGCAGAUCGGCUUGUCCCGAGGCGUUUCCAUGGCAGAAGGAGACGAUCCAAUGCUCGACGACACAUUGGAAGAGUCUGUGCAUCGGAGAGUCGACGAUGCGGUCCCCUUGGCAGCGAAGCUUUCGAGGACGGCACCUAUCACCGCUGCACCGGAUGCUGAUAGACGACCGUCUCACCGCAUUGCAGAAGAUGAGUCAGUUUCGCGAAGCAAUGCCGCACUGAGAGCGCCUCAGGGAGGCAGUGAGGCAGCUCCCGAGAACACGAAGAAGCGGAAGCAGGACGACGAGAACGUGAGCGAUGGCAUCAUGGCUGCAUUGAACAAGCUGCGGCAACAGCGAUGACGAUACUGCUAGUCAGAGAUCGCGAAUGAGAUAUCCUUCAUACAUCAAAUCCUAUGUACCGUGCCCUUACGCGACUCAUUAACGUUGAAUAUGUCUCACACAUACCGUCUUUCCAUUUUUUUAUUCAUACAAUUUACUUCACCAGACCGCGUCAUGUCAUGGGCUACGAUACUCUGCCUUUAUACACGACCACCGGCUU
Molecule: messenger RNA, 1395 nt
Organism: Paraphaeosphaeria sporulosa
Lineage: Eukaryota; Fungi; Ascomycota; Dothideomycetes; Pleosporales; Didymosphaeriaceae
Product: mating-type switching protein swi10
Exons: 1
Coding region: 63-1196 (377 amino acids)
Biological process (GO): UV-damage excision repair; meiotic mismatch repair; mitotic recombination
Cellular component (GO): ERCC4-ERCC1 complex; nucleus; nucleotide-excision repair factor 1 complex
Molecular function (GO): single-stranded DNA binding; damaged DNA binding
Source: RefSeq, a predicted model, not a curated record